CGCCGAUCAGAUCUGGAUCAGUCCGCUUAAGGAACGCCCGAGACUAUUGUCCCCCGCCCCCGUUGUUCUCCCAUCUAAAGUUCUCCGGCUGUGCCCAACUUUGUCGCUAAGCGAUGGCCUUCAAGGGGGCAUGAAGAGGCGUAUCGAUCCCACGUUGCGACACGUCGUUCAUUAUGCAGCGCUCUGCGUUGUGCGGAAAGAACACCAAGAAGGGCAGGAUCACCAGCCGGUAUCUUCGAACUUCUGACUUUAGGCCGCUUCACUUUUUCCCAGCUCAAUCGGGCAGCGGUUCGCCUGCCUCCGUGCAAGCCCUAGUCGAUCACUCCUUUGCCUCAUGGCGGACACGCCCGAGCCAGCCCUUUGUCACGUUCUGCCAGACAUUCAUAAAGGCUCCCGACCCUCCGUCCUUUCCUCCCCGGGUCCUCCUCAACGCUCUGCGAGCUCUUUGCGAGCACACACGCUCUUCCGCCCUCCCUCACCCUCCCGCAUCCUCCUUACGACGGCCAACAUGGUCACUUCGCCCCAGUCUCCCGCUUCGCCCACGCCACCGGCGCUCGGCACCUACAUUGACAACGGCGCACUCCAGCUCGUCGAGAUCCUUGGGUAUGGUGGGUAUGGUAUCGUCUAUCGUGCUGUCGACACUUUCUCGUCAAAUCCGACAUCGUACGCCGUCAAGUGCCUUCCACACUCCAACAAGCGCUCCGCUGUCCGCCAGCGCCAGCUUCACAUGCGCGAGAUCACCCUGCACCAGCUCGCAUCGGGCCAUCCGAACGUUGUGACGCUCCACCGUGUCAUCGAGGACUACCAGUACACCUUCAUCGUCAUGGACUACUGUUCCGACGGCGACCUCUUUACGCAGAUUCUGCACCAGCGGCGUUAUCUGGGCAAUAACGCCCUCAUCAAGGAGGUCUUCCUUCAGCUGCUCGACGCGGUUGAGUACUGCCACUCUCUCAAUAUUUAUCACCGUGACUUGAAGCCCGAGAACAUCCUCUGCUUCGAGGACGGCCUGCGCCUCGCGAUCACCGACUUCGGGCUCGCGACUACGGAGCGCAUGAGCAACGAGUUCCGCACUGGCAGUGUCUACCACAUGAGUCCAGAAUGCCAAGGCGGCUACUUCGCGCCCACGCGGAGCUACUCGCCACUAUUUAACGACGUCUGGUCGCUGGGAAUCAUUCUCCUCAACCUCAUCACUGGCCGCAACCCGUGGAAGUCGGCGUCGGCGGACGACUGCACCUUCCAGGCGUAUCUCAAGGACCCGCACCGUUUCCUCCCCACCGUCCUCCCCAUUUCGGAAGAGGUCAACCUCUUGCUCACGCGCGUGCUCGAGGUCGAUUGGCGCAGACGUAUCACGCUGCGCGAGAUGCGUCUCGCGUUCAAGUCGAUCGACAACUUCUACUCGCAUGAUGUGAUCUUCGAGGACUCCAUGGCGCGGUGUCCCUGGGAGGCAGGGCUCAACGUUGAUCCUGAUAGCGACUCCUCCGCCGAGGCGGAGCCCGAGCCUCAAGAAGUUCCGGAGCAGCAGGAGCAACAGGAGGACUUCGCUUCCGCCUGGAGUGAUGGGUCCGACUCCGAGAUGGUCUUCGCCCGCGAGAACUCGCUCGUCCAGAAGGGCACCACCUCUUCCUGGUCUGCCUCCUUCGACGCUCAGCGCGGCGACGACUCGGCUGCCCCCUCUUCCUACUCACGCUCCAUGUCCCCCAGCCCCAACGCCUCGCCCCUAUAUACUACAACGAAGCUCUUCGAGGCCCUCCAGACCCCCGGACAGAGCCCCGCCUCCACGUACUCUGUUCUGUCUUCCUCGCCCUCGAUCCCGUCGCCGCCGGUGACUCCGCAUGCGGGAAGCAACUGGGGGGAGAGCCGUGCGAUGCGCCCGAAGCUCGUCCUCACUGUCGACACUGACACGCACCGUCCCGAGUACUAUGACAACAGCGUCACGAUGCUGUCUGCGACCGCAUCGUCGAUGCAUACCGCGCUCGACACCGCGCUCGAGUCGAACUGGGACGGCUACGUGUACUCUCCGCUGGUGACUAGCGCGGUCGAGACCGCGAAGCCGUCUCCCUACGGUGACACGCGCGAAGACUUCGGGAUGAUCAUCACGCCUGCGACCGCCACCGAGGAUCACGACAUGGACGAGGACGAGUACCCGGAGAUCGACACGUACGACUCGCACCCCGGCGCCCCGCGCUCUGAGUCCCCUGUUCUCGGGCUCGACUUGGGCGCGAACCGCGAGCACAACGUCGUCGACGACGCGCAGUCCGAGUACAGCUGGAAGCAGAUCCGCUCCUGGCUGAACCCCUACCCCCAUGCCGCCACAACCACAGCUGCGAACACCACCGCUUCCAACACCCCCGAGUUCUCUUUUUUUACAGUACAAGCGACGCCCGCACCCUCGCGGCAGCCGUCGCCGCGCGAGCCCGUCACCUGGCCGGCCUUCUCCUUCGGCGUCUCUACCGCGCCGUCUUCCCCGCAGUCGAUGCCCGAGAAGCUCCCGCCGUCGCGUCCCUCUUCCCCCGCGCGCCGCAGCACGGAGCGCAAGGCGCGCACGUCAUCCUUCCUUCGUCCCAUCCGCCUCGCAUUCCCUCGCCGUUCCACUUCGCCUCUUGGGCGCCGCUCGCGCUCGCCUGGCCGCGGCAAGACGCGGCAGACGGAGUCUGCCCCCGAAGCACUCGCGAACUGGGUGGUGACCGCGUCGACAAGCGGGUCGCUCGGGCCUCAGGCCUACUUCUGCCUACCGCCGACUGCCGCCGUGCAGCCAACGCACGUCCGCGUGAGCUCUGCGGAGAAGGAGAGCGUGCAUCCGACGCACUCGACGUUGACGGAGGACGCGCGUCCGCGGCGCAAGCGGCUCCGGUCUGCGCGCGACUGGUUCUCGCCAGGAAAGCUGUUCGCUGCUGUGCUGCCCUCGUCGUGACUCUCUUCUGUGUCGCACUCGUGGUCGUAAGGUUGCUGCAUUUGUAACGGUAACUUAUUCCGCAUUGUCUGUAUUGGUCUUGCAUUUUUCUUACUUCUGCAUUGCUUUGGCAUACACACUCAUCUCGCAUACACAUCAUCAUCACAUCCUGCAUUCUCUAAUCUUGCAUCUGCACUGUUACGACCUUUACGAUCGCAAUUCACACAUACCACCGCAUUGUUCUUUUCUCUCUCGCAAAUUUUGCUGGCAUCCGGUGUCACGUGUAGUCUCGUUCUUGUUUCC
Dichomitus squalens LYAD-421 SS1 is the source of this 3193-nucleotide messenger RNA. RefSeq names its product kinase-like protein. Gene Ontology annotation, biological process: peptidyl-serine phosphorylation; autophagy; protein autophosphorylation. The transcript is spliced from 3 exons. Gene Ontology annotation, molecular function: ATP binding; protein serine/threonine kinase activity. NCBI's taxonomy places the organism in Eukaryota, Fungi, Basidiomycota, Agaricomycetes, Polyporales, Polyporaceae. The coding region runs from base 509 to 2911 and encodes 800 amino acids. Gene Ontology annotation, cellular component: cytoplasm; autophagosome. The record is from RefSeq and is a predicted model, not a curated record.